CUUUCUGAUUAGCUGGCCGAUUCAAGUGGGUGUGAUUUUUUUUCUUUUUUUUUUUUUUCAAGUAUGCAAAGACAAGUUUCUGCCGCUGGCGGACGGUGCAGAUUGAGCUCCAAGCAGUCUGAGGUCAGUUUAGACUGAUUUUGGAGUAGGAUGAACGASUCGGUUAACCCGUUGAGCUACGAGCUCCUGGCGGAGGUGGGAGAGGGCUCCUUCGGUAAGGUGUACAAAGCCCGAGAGGUCGGGGGGACGCAGCGUCUCCUGGGGGUGAAGAAGCUCAACUGCCGCUGGGCCUCGACGGAGACCGGGAUUCCCCCCUUCAUGAUCCGGGAGGCGGCUCUGCUUCGCAAAAUGGCCUUCUUCAACCACCCGAACGUGGUGAAACUUUUAGAUGUGUCCGUUGUGUCGGUGAACUCCACCCUGGACCUCACGCUGGUGCUGGAGUACAUUGACCAGGACCUGUCCACCUACAUCUCUAAGGUUCCAGCCUGUGGUCUGAGCCGUCCUGUCAUAAAGGAUGUGAUGCGUCAGCUGCUGCGCGGACUGGACUUCUUACACACGAACCUGGUGCUGCACCGUGACUUGAAGCCGGAGAACAUCCUGGUCAGCAGCUGUGGAGAYGUGAAGAUCGCAGACUUUGGACUGGCUCGUCUCCACAGCUUCAACAUCUCUCUGACACCAGGCGUGGUGACUCUGUGGUAUCGAGCGCCUGAAGUUCUGCUAAACUCCGUUUACAUGUUCUCUGUGGACAUGUGGAGCGCCGGCUGCAUCUUUGCGGAGCUUUUCCUCUUGAGACCGUUGUUUAAGGGGUGCACUGAAGUGCAGCAGCUGCAAAAAAUCUUUGAGGUGAUCGGUUUGCCCAGCGAGGAGGACUGGCCUCAGGACAGCCCCAUCUCGUACUCAGAGAGCUGGGGACCAAGAGGAUCCUGCGCCCAGCUGCUCCCUAACCUGGACCCGGACGAGGCCGACCUGCUGUCUGGGUGUUUGGUGUUCAGCCCGAGCGCUCGCAUCUCCGCGGCCAAAGCUCUGACUCAUCCUUACUUUGUGAAGAACUGAAGAGUUCUGUUCCACUCAAGGAGCCGAAGGAG
Messenger RNA from Austrofundulus limnaeus, 1085 nucleotides. It is a transcript of the gene cdk21, whose product is annotated as cyclin-dependent kinase 21. The record is from RefSeq and is a predicted model, not a curated record. The coding region runs from base 151 to 1053 and encodes 300 amino acids. Gene Ontology annotation, biological process: signal transduction; regulation of gene expression; regulation of G2/M transition of mitotic cell cycle. Gene Ontology annotation, molecular function: cyclin binding; cyclin-dependent protein serine/threonine kinase activity; ATP binding. The transcript has 8 exons. Lineage: Eukaryota; Metazoa; Chordata; Actinopteri; Cyprinodontiformes; Rivulidae. Gene Ontology annotation, cellular component: cyclin-dependent protein kinase holoenzyme complex; nucleus; cytoplasm.